Somion occarium is the source of this 439-nucleotide messenger RNA. The record is from the annotation of a GenBank genome assembly. NCBI's taxonomy places the organism in Eukaryota, Fungi, Basidiomycota, Agaricomycetes, Polyporales, Cerrenaceae.
GUCUCAUUGGUAGUCAAGUUGGCGCCUUCAUACGACCUUGCUCAGAAACGUUUGCUGCUGAAGCUGCAUGUCCAAAGUAGCCAAGGUCACGCUCGUCGGCGCUGUCCUUGCGUCCACCAUCGUAGUAUGGGGUGUUCACUUUCUCCAGAGGCGGGAGGCGGACACAAUGCACCAAGGAGUAUUACGAGACGAUGAGCGAAGGAAGGAAAAGAUGCGACAACGAGAAGCAGAGUUCCUGGAAUCGCAGCGCAAACGCGCACUAUAUGAAAGUGUACAACACGUGCCCACGAAGGAUAGCCAGCCGAACUCAUAACAUUGGCUUCCCCAGCGUAUACCAAGUUAUUAACACUCAAGGGAGCGUCAAUGGCAGCAAAGUCUUGCACGAGUUUAUAUUCUCCAGGCUAUAUCCAUGUCCGAUGAAUACAUGCACUGGAUGUGC